Messenger RNA from Rotaria sp. Silwood2, 477 nucleotides. The record is from the annotation of a GenBank genome assembly. Lineage: Eukaryota; Metazoa; Rotifera; Eurotatoria; Philodinida; Philodinidae.
AUGGGGGCGCCCUUCGCCCCUCUCCCGCCCGUCCCUUGUAUUGCUUUAUUCUAUGUUGAUUCGUAUGCUUCAGCACAUAUUUUAGAUCGUGUUUUUUCGAUUUCUCUUUUUCUAGUGGAAAAUCCACCAUCAUUGACAGUUCCAUCAUCAAAUUCAGCGUCAUUUAUUAAAUGUGAACCAAUCGAUGCUGAACAUCUUCAUAAUGAACCAUUGUUAUCGCAUCUUAAAUCCAAAACACAAGUUAAUCCAGUUAAACGUAUUAAUAUUAAACGUGAACAUCGUCUUGAUUUAAUAUGUUCCUAUAUGAAUGAACAUCCUAUAUGUACAUUAAUAGAUUUAUGUACUGCUAUUAUGUUAAGUGAACGUGAUGAAGCACGUAUUAAACAAUCACAAACAAUUGUUUGUUUAGCCAUGAAUACCAAUGAUAUAACACCAAAUUGUGAACGUAUACAACAAUUUAAAAUAGAAUUAUCAUAA